AACAACAAGACAUAACAAACCAUUUGCUUCAUUCAUUUCUGGGAAAAUAAAAACUCAGCUUUCCCUUUCUGAAAUUAUAUAGCAUCAUCUUUCAUAAACCCAAAUUUCUUGUUUCUUCAACUCUGCCAUAACUGCUUUUUACGAAUACUACUUUCCCAAAGCACUCGUUGUUGCAGGUGGGUUUCGUAGUCUCUUGAAGAACAACAAGAAGACGAUCGAACACCCUUUUCUGUUUUCGCAAAAGAAGAAGAAGCCAAUUUAGUGUCGAUUCUUGAUUUUCUGGGUGAAAUGGGUACCUUUCAGAAGGAUUCAAUCGUUAAAAAUGUGCUCAAGAAUCUUUGUUGCAAUUAUGGAUGGUGUUAUGGUGCUUUUUGGAGCUAUCAACAGCCAAAUUCCUCAUUGCCGAUUCUGCAAGAUGCAUACUUUGAGGAAAAAUUCGAAGGCUUGAUCGAUAAUUCGCUUCUACAAGUACCAAUUGGAGGAGGGAUAAUUGGGCAAGUUGCUUACACUAACAAACACAUGUGGAUGACUUCAGAAGAUCAUUACAAACAACACAGUUUUUCGGGUUCGAUCUGGGAUAUGUUUCUGGAUGAGUAUGAAUUUCGUCGUCAAUUUUCUUCCGGCAUGAAGACAAUUGUAGUCAUCCCUGUGGAGCCACAAGGAGUUGUACAAUUUGGGUCAAAUCAGAAGAUUCUGGAAAAUAUGGAAUUCGUAAAUCAAACAAAAAGAAUCUUUCGAGAAAUCGUAAACGGUGGAAGACCUGAAUUUGAUUCGUAUUCUUUAAAUCAAUCCUUGAUAUCUUCCGAAGACCUGAAUCUUGUUUUUGAUUCGCUCCCGGAUUUUGGUAUUCCCGAUGAAUUCUUUCGAACUGAAGACUUCAAUGUUUCUCAGUGGUUUUCUCCACCGAAGAAUGAUUUAUUCUCACCAUCGAUAGGAUUCAACCCCUUCGAUUCUGAUGUAAAACGUGAAUCUCCGACGAUUUCUUGUAUUGAUAUUGAUGUGAUCGGAAACAAUGGAGGGUUGGAAGCCAUUUUAGCUCCGGUGAAAGGUGGCAAUCGCUCGGGUUUCCAUUCUUUCAGUUCAGAAUCAAAAUCAAAACCAAAACCAGCCCAACAUGAUCAUGACAUUACUUCCCUUGGUCGAAAAGAAAGGUUAUUCUCGAAACUCGGGAUUGAAGAGGUUUUGGAGGGUAUUUCUGGUAUUUCAGAUGUCGUUUCAACAUCUUGCAUCGAGGGUGAUCAGGUUUCAUUGAAACGAAGAAAGAUAGGAAAUUGUAAGUGGGAAGUGAGUUCUUUACAGAAAGAGGUGAUUAUGCCUAAAUUAGAGACAAGUUUGCAAAUGGUUGAUGCUUAUAGUGGGAGUGGUUCGAGUGUGGUUCUACAAGGUGAGAAGCGGGUCGAACCGGUUAAACCCACUAAGAAAAAGGCUAAACCGGGGACUAGACCUCGACCCAAAGACCGCCAACAAAUUUUGGACCGAAUGGCGGAGUUGAGACAAUUGAUUCCUAGUGGUGAGAAGAUGAGCAUCGAUUGUUUGUUAGAUCGGACCAUUAAACACAUGAUGUUCUUGGAAAGUGUAACGAAACAAGUAGACAGAAUAAAACAAGCGGAAGAACCAAAGCGUAAUAGCAUUGAUUCCAAUGAUCCACGCACCAAUGGCGUGACAUGGGCUUGCGAAUUGGGAAAUCAGACAAUGGUUUGCCCUCUGAUAGUUGAGGACCUUGGUGCCACCGGUCAAAUGAUUAUAGAGAUGCUUUGCGAAGAACAAGGAUUCUUUCUUGAGAUAAUGGACAUAAUUCGGCGUUUUGGCUUGAUAAUCUUGAAAGGAGUUAUGGAAGCUCGUGGUGAUAAAAUUUAUGCACGUUUCAUAGUUGAACCCGAGGUUAACAAGAAUGUAACAAGACAUGAGAUAUUUUUAGGGCUGGUUCAGUUUCUACAAACGAUGGAUCCUAAUGAGGAUAAAACAUGCAUGAAAGCUGGGAAUUCUUUACUCGAUGAUUUCCAUCAGUUUGAAAUACAAAAUCUUAUGAAUUUGGUAGAUAUGCAGCAUUGUGUAAACUUGUAACCAAGGUUGUAAGAAUGCUUUGAGUGUUCAUCUAGCACCAUGUUGUAAUUAUGGUGAUUUGUGUUCGGGGAAAUAAGAACCGAAAGAAAUGUUGGUAAGCCGGUAUGACACUUGGGCCAAUAUAUUAUUGUGGGAGGAUAGAUAGAUACAAUUGAUAAGAAGUUUGAACUUUUAUUUUACUUGACAUUGGGAUAUCUUCACAUAAUUUACUAUGAUUUUUUUUUUCAUUCA
Lactuca virosa is the source of this 2295-nucleotide messenger RNA. NCBI's taxonomy places the organism in Eukaryota, Viridiplantae, Streptophyta, Magnoliopsida, Asterales, Asteraceae. The record is from the annotation of a GenBank genome assembly.